AUGUCUGGCUCCUACGAUGAAACUGCGGGUGCUGACGACACCAUGGACAGCUUCUGGGAGGUGGGAAACUACAAGCGUGCUGUCAAGAGAUUCGAUGAUGGCCAUCGGCUCUGCAAUGACCUUAUGGGCUGCCUGCAGGAACGUGCCAAGAUAGAAAAAGCCUACGGUGACCAGCUGACUGCCUGGUCCAAGAGGUGGAGACAGCUCAUUGAGAAAGGCCCACAGUACGGCUCUGUGGAGAGAGCCUGGUUGGCUGUGAUGACCGAAGCAGAGAAGGUGAGUGAGCUGCACCAAGAUGUGAAGAACAACCUGACGAACGAUGACGUUGAGAAAGUGAAGAACUGGCAGAAGGAAGCAUAUCACAAGCAGAUGAUUGGCGGUUUCAAGGAGGCCAAGGAGGCGGAGGAAGGCUUCAAGAAGGCUCAGAAACCGUGGGCCAAAAAGCUCAAGGAGAUGGAGACCGCCAAGAAAUCAUACCACAUGGCCUGCAAGGAGGAGAAGCUGGCUGUAGCCCGAGAGGCCAACGGCAAGACUGAGGCUUCUGUUACUCCAGACCAGCAGAAGAAACUCCACGAGAAAGUGGACAAAUGCAAACAGGAUUCGCAGAAGGCUAAAGAGAAGUAUGAGAAGUCUCUGGAGGAGCUGAACAAGUGCACUCCGCAGUACAUGGAGUGCAUGGAGCAGGUGUUUGACCAGUGCCAGCAGCAUGAAGUCAAGAGGCUGACCUUCCUCAAGGAGGCCUUGCUGGACAUCAAACGCCAUCUUAACCUCACUGAGAACCAAAGCUAUUCCACAAUAUACAGAGAACUGGAGCGCACGGUCCUGGGUGCAAACACACAAGAGGACUUGAAGUGGUUCAGCAACAACCACGGCCCUGGGAUGCAUAUGAACUGGCCUGCGUUUGAGGAAUACAACCCAGAUCAGGCCAGUGCUCCUCCAAAGAAGAAGAAACCAGACGGAGCCCCACCCACCCCGAGCACCGACCAUGUGGCUCCACCUGGUGACCGUAGCAGCGUGAGCAGCUAUGAAAAGAACCAAGCUUACUCAACUGAGUGGUCUGAUGAUGAGCAGCCCGCUACAUACUCUGGCAAUGAAAACGGUGGAAAUGGGAACUCAUUUGAAGAUGAUUCUAGCACUGGGAAAGGGGUCCGCGUGCGAGCUCUCUAUGACUAUGAAGGCCAGGAACAGGAUGAACUCACCUUCAAAGCAGGUGAUGAACUGACCAAGACUGAGGAUGAAGAUGAGCAAGGCUGGUGUAGAGGUCGUUUGGACACCGGCCGAGAGGGACUGUACCCGGCCAAUUAUGUUGAGCCAAUCUAGUCACGUUACUGGACAAGGACACGCCAUUGGAGACAGCUUGAACUGUCCCGUCCAAUUGCACCGCACAUAGCCAGAGACUUAAGAGCAACACAUCCCUUGCCCAACAGAUGCGCCAAGCAGUCUUGCCUAAAUAAAAACUUAGUAACCUAAAAGACAAUAUAUCAGUAUAAUAUAUUUUAUCCAGCAUUUGGGGUGGGUGGACUUACACAUUUAAAAACAGGAG
Scomber japonicus (chub mackerel) is the source of this 1543-nucleotide messenger RNA. RefSeq names its product protein kinase C and casein kinase substrate in neurons 1a (gene pacsin1a). Gene Ontology annotation, molecular function: protein binding; phospholipid binding. Lineage: Eukaryota; Metazoa; Chordata; Actinopteri; Scombriformes; Scombridae. Gene Ontology annotation, biological process: regulation of endocytosis; plasma membrane tubulation; neuron projection morphogenesis. The transcript has 9 exons. The record is from RefSeq and is a predicted model, not a curated record. Gene Ontology annotation, cellular component: endosome; plasma membrane; cytoplasm. Bases 1 to 1320 code for a protein of 439 amino acids.